CCCUUUUUUCGUGGAGGAGCUCGAAAUGGCGACAAGUAUUAAUUCGGAGGAGAUACUCACUGAAAAGGAUGCAGCGAAGGUGGCCAACGAAUUAGUAGAAGCUCAGAAUAAUUCAAGUUUGCUCGGACUUCGUCUUGGGUUGCCGCCUCAUGAAGUUGAAAAGAUAUGUGGAAUGUACUCAGAUCCAAUGAAGCAACUGACACAAGUUAUUAUAAGUUUUACCCGGAGUGCAGAUCCAAAGCCAACAUGGGGGCUUAUCGUUUCAGCGCUUGAAAGUCCAAUGAUUAAACUUACGGCAUUGGCAAAUAGAAUUAAAGCCAAAUAUCUUCCUUCCUGUUCCUCAUUGGACAGUUCAACUUCAUCCACAACAACGGCUGAAAGCAGCAGAAAGCGCAAGUCAGAACAGAGUCCCGAAGAACCAGUUAAGAAGCCACUUUUGAAUGCGAAAGAAUUCAGUUUUGGUCGUGAAGUUCGUUCAACACAUUGUUCAGAAAAAAUAGUGAAGGGAGCAGUAACUGUUCACAAUGGCAAGGUGUAUUUUGCAAGUGGGAAAAGUAUUCAUGUUUUGAAUGCUACCCACAAGAAGCCUCAUUGGCUUCCAAAGAUAGAGUUGAAUCGUACAAAUUUCGGUCUUACUACUAUCAAUGAUAAUAUGUUAUUAGCAGUUGGAGGUAAGGUCGAUGGAGGAGUGGUAUCAUCAGUUAUGUGUUAUGCAGUCAAUAAUUCUUCCACACAAUCGACGUGGGAAGAGAAGUAUCCAAAUAUGGCAGCAGCUCGUUUUGAUCCAGAAGUUGUCCAUUACAAUAAUUAUGUGAUUGUAAUAGCAGGAUGGACCAAAGAUCAUUAUUUCCAGGAAAGUCGUGCUGAGCUAAGCGUUGAGAUUUUAAGCCUGAAGGAAGAGCAAUGGCAUUUGAUAGAGAGUAUGAAGUUACCAAAUUAUCUGAAUCCAAUGUCAUGCAUGUCUGCCUGUGUCUGCAAUGAUACCCUUUACCUCACUGCCAAACACAGAGAUGCUGAUUACUAUCACAAUAGUCCCCCUGAAAAAAAUUAUGAUGAAGAAGAGAUAGCAGAUCCGUACCAAUGUUUUUCGUUUUUUCAAUGUAUCAUUAAUGAUUUCACACAGAUGGAUUCAUUCAUGUGGCAUCCACUGAAUCAUCCCCAUGAUGUAACGUUUAGUGUGAGUGACACCGCAAUAACAUAUGGCAAUGAUUGUAGGUUUAGUCUCUUGUGCAUCGGCGACAACCUGUUUGCAAUUGGGUGUGACCAUAUUGAAGCCAUUGCACCAGAUUCUCUGCAAGAAUCACUAAAAAGAUUCUAUCAAAUGUUUGCAGCUAUUGAUAGCCUUGCCAUAUUUUCUGUGCAAGGAAGUCGAAGAAUAAUGGGGCCUGAACCCCACUGUGCCAUACACCUCUAUGAUCCUGAUAUGGACACAUGGAAGAAAAUCCACAUGAUUGAUGAUUUUGGACUAACCUUGGCUCAACCACUAGUAGCUGUCAUUGACGACCGCCUUGUUAUAGUUAGAUCUACUACUAAUGCAUGUUUACUGCACUUGAUGAAUAAUUAAUGUAUUAUAACUACAGUAUUUUAUGAGACCACG
This is a messenger RNA of Geodia barretti, 1597 nucleotides long. Lineage: Eukaryota; Metazoa; Porifera; Demospongiae; Tetractinellida; Geodiidae. The record is from the annotation of a GenBank genome assembly.